AUGCUCCUGCCGGCCCACGUCCUGCUGCUGCUGCUCCUUGGGGCCCCCAGGACGGGCCUCGCCCAGAAGUCCUCCAGAACCGAGUCCAUCUCCCGCUGCUGCACCGACACAGCCCCGUCUGAGGCCAGGAAGAGCCAGCUGGAGGAGGCGCCCCCGCUGAGCAAGAGAGGCCCGUCCUACCUGCCCGGCCAAGGCCCAGCCUCCGGAGAGGCCGAGCACAGGGGCCAGGGGGAGGACAAGGGCAAGAGGCCCUUCCCCACGGGCCCCCGGGCCAGGCCCCCGCCCCACCUCACCCUGUCCCUGGACGUGCCCACGAACAUCAUGAACAUCCUCUUCAACAUCGCCAAGGCCAAGAACCUGCGCGCCCAGGCCGCGGCCAACGCUCACCUGAUGGCGCAGGUCGGGCGGAAGUAG
This is a messenger RNA of Pteropus alecto (black flying fox), 414 nucleotides long. It is a transcript of the gene UCN3, whose product is annotated as urocortin 3. Gene Ontology annotation, molecular function: hormone activity; corticotropin-releasing hormone receptor 2 binding. The record is from RefSeq and is a predicted model, not a curated record. The coding region runs from base 1 to 414 and encodes 137 amino acids. The transcript is spliced from 2 exons. Gene Ontology annotation, cellular component: extracellular region. Lineage: Eukaryota; Metazoa; Chordata; Mammalia; Chiroptera; Pteropodidae. Gene Ontology annotation, biological process: adenylate cyclase-activating G protein-coupled receptor signaling pathway; hormone-mediated signaling pathway; cellular response to nutrient levels.